Messenger RNA from Arachis ipaensis, 1117 nucleotides. Its product is annotated as Prefoldin chaperone subunit family protein. The record is from RefSeq and is a predicted model, not a curated record. Gene Ontology annotation, biological process: negative regulation of transcription by RNA polymerase II; positive regulation of transcription by RNA polymerase II. Lineage: Eukaryota; Viridiplantae; Streptophyta; Magnoliopsida; Fabales; Fabaceae. Gene Ontology annotation, cellular component: mediator complex. Gene Ontology annotation, molecular function: transcription corepressor activity.
CUCGGUGACUUGGUUCGGUAAUUUAGCCUAAUCGAUUACGAUUCGAUUUUGAUAAGCAUGCAGUCUAAACCCCUACGCCCUAAACUUCUCGCGCAGCCCCCAAUCACUCCCUUCUCUUCGGACACGCUCUCAGCUGUGGUCACCGAACCCCAACCCUUACCAGUGCCCUCACUUCACUUGCCGUCGCCGCACCGUUAACCUCGCCUCCGUCGCGCCUCUUCGCCGGUCGCCGAUCGCCUCUGCCGUGCCGUUUCGUCCGUCGCCGUUCUCCUCGCCGUCCUCCUCACCGUUACCUGCUUGUUCGUCCCUGCCGGUGCGUCGCUGCUCUGCUCUUUCGUCUCUGCCGUUUGCUGCUCCUUCGUCCCUGCUGGUGCGUGGCUGCUCGGUCUUCUUGCUCGUUGUAAAUUAGUUGGAGGGAGGAGGACUCACCAUAUGGAAAGCUUUACCCAACAGAAGGUUCAAAGAUACGAAGAAUUCGUUGAUCGUCGCUUGAAACCUGAUCUUCAACGUGCUAUUGAUGAGCGGGACAAGGUCUUUGAACAACAGAAAAUUUUUGCUGAUUUGCGAAGAAACAUUGAAAACCUAGAGAAGAAUAGUGUUACCAGUCUAAGAACUCUGGUCAAUCUUGGAUCCGAGGUGUACCUGCAAGCAGAAGUGCCCAAUACACAAUAUAUUUUUGUGGAUGUAGGGUUGGGAUUCAAUGUUGAAUUUACUUGGUCUGAAGCUUUGAACUACAUACAGAAAAGGGAAGAAAGGAUAACUAAGCAAAUAGAUGAGUACAAUCAGUCAAUUGCAUCAAUUAAAGCGCAGAUCAAGCUGGUUCUUGAAGGGAUUCGAGAAUUACUACAACUUCCAGCUGAGAAAUCAUUACCAGAGCGGAGUUUUUGAUGCUUACCGAGGAUAAUUCCAGAUCAUUCAUCUUUAGUCUCUUCUGAACAAUUGUAAAUUCUGGAUCAUUUAUGUUUAGUCUCGUGAACAAUUGUAAAGGAACAAUGCAAUGCAAUGAUGUAAUCAUGUGAAACAGGGCAAAGAUUGGUAUUUAUCCAGUACGAAACGUUGCAUCUUUUGGUCUUAUAAUGAUUAAACACGAAACGAAAACAUUGAUUAAGAACCCAAA